Molecule: messenger RNA, 627 nt
Organism: Dictyostelium discoideum AX4
Lineage: Eukaryota; Evosea; Eumycetozoa; Dictyosteliales; Dictyosteliaceae
Exons: 2
Coding region: 1-627 (208 amino acids)
Source: RefSeq, a predicted model, not a curated record
AUGCCAAGAUUUAAUAUCCAACAAUUAAACAAUUAUUCACAUUUAUUUAAAAGACAAGUUAGAGUAUCAGAUUUAAACUAUAAUUCACAUUUAGACCAUUCAAAUAUUUUAAAAAUUGUUCAUGAUGCAAGAGCUGAAUAUUUUAGAGAAUUAGGAUUUUCAGAGAAAAAUUUAUUACCAAAAUCAAAUAAAUUAGUACACGGUAUAGUUGGAGAUUUACAAGCACAGUAUUUAAAUGAAGGUGAGUUAUUUGAAGAAUUAUUAAUUGAAACUGAUUUCAUUGAAAGAUCAAGAUGUGGAUUUAGAAUAACACAUAGAAUUAAAUCAUUGAAACCAUUUGGCUCUUUGGAUCAAUUUAAUAAUAAAAAUAAUAAUAAUAGUAAUAGUAAUAAUAAUAAACCUAAUGGUAUUAAUUAUAAUAAUAGUAAUAUUGGUAUAAAUAAACCAAUAGGAGAGAAUAGUAAUGAACAAAAUGCAGCUGGUACAACAUUUAAAAAUAUAGCUUUGAUUGAGGUCGGUAAUGUGGCAAUAUCUACAAUUGAUCAUCAACCUUUUGAAUUACCAGAUUCUUUCUUUAAAACUGUUGGUUUAAAUAAAAAUUUUCAAAUUACAAAAAUAAAACUUUAA